AUGUAUUCAUAUAUUAGAUAUCCGGGCAUUGAUUAUGGUAUUAAUAAAGUCAUUGUUCACGAAAACAAUUCAGCUGUCAAUGACUUAGCACUGAUUAAUGUGAAAAUACCGAUGAAUUUCAGUGCAAACAAUGGUUACUAUUAUCGGCAGAUAAACGGUAUUUGUUUGCCGACUAUCGAUCACAACAACACUGACUACGAGUACGCCGUAAUCGCCGGUUUUGGUCGGACUGAAGGAAAUGGUUUGAAAUCUGAGUUACAAAUUGGUUGGCUUCGCAUCAAUCCUAUGGACACCCAAAACAAUGAUCCAAACCUGAUAUAUGCCGUCACAUAUCUGAAACAGUCUAACGGUUCCCUAAUUUGUUAUGGUGAUACCGGUGGUCCACUGAUACAGUAUGUUAGGGGUAGGGCUGUCCUCAUAGGUGUUGCUGUUGAUUGGUGGAGUCAAUUGGGAAUAUUAUGUGAAGAUUACGAACCGAUGCGCAUGUAUUUCAUAAGAGUUGCCACAAAAAUCAAUUGGAUUAUCGAUAAAAUUAGAAAAAAUACAAUUUAA
Oppia nitens is the source of this 552-nucleotide messenger RNA. Its product is annotated as transmembrane protease serine 11D-like. Gene Ontology annotation, biological process: proteolysis. The transcript has 3 exons. The record is from RefSeq and is a predicted model, not a curated record. Lineage: Eukaryota; Metazoa; Arthropoda; Arachnida; Sarcoptiformes; Oppiidae. The coding region runs from base 1 to 552 and encodes 183 amino acids. Gene Ontology annotation, molecular function: serine-type endopeptidase activity.